This is a messenger RNA of Sordaria macrospora k-hell, 1788 nucleotides long. RefSeq lists its product as uncharacterized. Lineage: Eukaryota; Fungi; Ascomycota; Sordariomycetes; Sordariales; Sordariaceae. The record is from RefSeq and is a predicted model, not a curated record.
AUGAGCUUCAACCCCAUGCUCUGUACUUGCUCACUCCGCGCCGUGCAGCGCACAACCGCCAGUAACCCGAUUUCCUCGACCCUCUCAGCACGAACGUUAUCACAAUCCUCGCGCGUGUGCUUAGCUGCCGAUAUCUCGUUCAAGUCCAAACCCGAAACAAACAACAAGACAAGCCACGACCCAACUCCCGAGUCCAAGCCCAACGAAUCCCAAAAUGCUACCACCAACCCGCCCAGAAACGAAACCUCCUCCUCUGCCAACCCCGACGAAAAAGAACCAGGCCCCAUGACCCGCCGCCUCGCCCAAGCAACAGAAGAUGCCCUCCUAACGGGCGGCCGCGCCGGCCUCCGCGCGAUCGAAGAAGCCGGUUUCGACGAAGACCUGCGCAACCGGCUCCUCGCCAAAGUUGCCUCCGCAAAAUUCGCCUCCGAGCACGCCUCCGCGCUCUCUGAAGCCGGCCUCACUUCUUCCGGCCAGUCACGCACCCCGUCAUCAGCAGGGCAGGGAACACGAAGCAUCGCUUCUUCCCAAGCGUGGACAGGUGAGGAGUCAACAGAAGACGCGGUGUUGAGGAUGUUAAACGACGCGCACAAACCUCUUUCGCGCGAAGCGCGGGGUAAACCAAAGAUUCCUAGUCCGGUGGUGGAUAUGCGGAUUCAACGCGCCCCACAAAUGAGCGCGGGGAGAAGGGUAGCCAGCGCGAGAGAGAAGGCGGCUGCGUAUGUGGACUUGGAGUUACCCAAGGCUGAUACGAUGGGAUUGACGGAGGAGGAGAGGGAGGAGUUACGGAGGGAGUUUAGAGAGCGGUUCACACCGAUUGCGAGGGCGAUGCCGAAUACGGUUUCGGGACUGGCGGCGCUGGCGAAUGAACGCAUUGAGAACGCGAUUGCGAGGGGCCAGUUUAAGAAUAUUCCGAGGGGCGUGGGCGUGGAGAGGGAUGCGAGGGCUGAUAAUCCUUUUAUUGAUACUACCGAAUACAUAAUGAACAAAAUGAUCAAACGCCAAGAAAUCGUCCCCCCUUGGAUCGAGAAACAGCAAGAACUCAUCAAAACCGCUGAGUCCUUCCGCAAGCGUUUACGAAACGACUGGUUACGACAUGUCGCGAGGACGAUAUCCAGUCGCGGCGGUUCCUUGGAAGACCAAAUCCGGAGAGCCAACGAGUACGCCCGCGCCGAAGAGAUUCAUAACCCCCGACGACGAAACGUCGAUCAGAUAUCUGUACCGACGAACUCGACGGAGGACCCGGUCAUGGUUAAGAUCCGGCAGCAGACGCCGGGUGUUUCUUUAUCUGCUACUUCUACUUCUGCUGCUACUUCUGGGAAUCAUGAGUCAGCAACGACAACGACAACGACGGCUGACGAAACACCAUCACCAACACCAAAGACCCAACAAGAACCAGAUAUCUCCUUCACCAAACCCUUCCGCGACCCCACUUGGGAAUCCUCCGAGCGUUCCUUCCUCGAGCUCUCCAUCACGAACCUAAACACCAUCACGCGUUCCUACAACUUGAUGGCUCCGGAGCUAGCCAAGAAGCCUUAUUUCUCUUUGGAGCGGGAACUAAACAAUUGUUUCGCGGACAUGGCGCCGUUAGUUGCGCAGACGAUCAGAGACAGAGCGACGAGGCCGGCUGGGACCAAUAUCGCUGAUACGAUGGCGUUUAGGAAGCAGGAUGGGAUUUUGGGAAGGUUUACGGGUGAUGGUGGGAGCCAGAGGGUGUAUGAGAGGAGAGAGCCAAAGUAUGGGUUUAGGGAAUUUUGGAGGGAUUUGUGGAGGAAGGAUGGUAAAUAG